GGAGCGCCUGGUGGAGGCGGGAGCUUCCGGACCCUGGGAGGGGGUCCCAGCGCGUCCGAGUUGGAGGCAGGACCCCUGGAGCUGCCCUGUACAGACCAUGGACCCUGAGGUGUCCCUGCUGGUGCAGUGCCCUCCCGGGGGGCUGCCCCAGGAGCAGGUACAGGUCGAGCUGAGCCCAACCUACGACCGUCGCCCACUACCAGGUGGGGACAAAGCCAUCACUGCCAUCUGGGAGACCCGGCUACAGGCCCAACCCUGGCUCUUCAACGCCCCCAAGUUCCGCCUGCACUCAGCCACCCUGGUGCCCAUUGGCUCACAGAAGCCACAGCUGCUCCUGCGCCUGGGCCUUACUUCCUACAGAGACUUCCUGGGCACCAACUGGGCCAGCUCAGCUGCCUGGCUGCGACAGCAGGGGGCCGCUGAUUGGGGUGACAGGCAAGCCUAUCUAGCGGACCCACUGGGGGUGGGCGCCGCACUAGCCACUGCCGAUGACUUCCUUGUCUUCCUGCGCCGCUCUCGGCAGGUGGCUGAGGCCCCUGGGCUGGUGGACGUGCCUGGUGGGCACCCUGAGCCUCAGGCCCUGUGCCCUGGUGACAGCCCCCAGCACAAGGACCUCCCUGGGGAACUGGUGAUACGUGAACUCUUCUCCAGUGUCCUGCAGGAGAUCUGUGAUGAGGUGAACCUGCCACUGCUCACCCUGAGCCAGCCCCGGCUGUUGGGCAUUGCACGCAAUGAGACCAGUGCCGGCCGAGCCAGUGCCGAGUUCUACGUCCAGUGCAGCCUGACUUCUGAGCAGGUGAGGAAGCACUACCUGAGUGGGGGACCCGAGGCCCAUGAGUCAACAGCAAUCCUCUUUGUGGAGACACAGAAUGUGCAGAGACUGCAGGAGACCGAGAUGUGGGCUGAGCUCUGCCCCUCCGCCAAAGGCGCUAUCCUCCUCUACAACCGGUCUAGGGAAGUGCAACCUGAGUGGCCCUAGGGUCCCCAGCCCUACCACCAGUUCUCUGAAGAAAAUAAAAGACUUUAUUCUUUGA
Messenger RNA from Propithecus coquereli (Coquerel's sifaka), 1034 nucleotides. It is a transcript of the gene NUDT22, whose product is annotated as nudix (nucleoside diphosphate linked moiety X)-type motif 22. The transcript is spliced from 6 exons. The coding region runs from base 98 to 979 and encodes 293 amino acids. NCBI's taxonomy places the organism in Eukaryota, Metazoa, Chordata, Mammalia, Primates, Indriidae. The record is from RefSeq and is a predicted model, not a curated record. Gene Ontology annotation, molecular function: GDP-mannose hydrolase activity.